This is a messenger RNA of Pseudozyma hubeiensis SY62, 882 nucleotides long. RefSeq lists its product as hypothetical. The coding region runs from base 1 to 882 and encodes 293 amino acids. Gene Ontology annotation, cellular component: nucleus. The transcript has 4 exons. Gene Ontology annotation, biological process: protein polyubiquitination; ubiquitin-dependent protein catabolic process. NCBI's taxonomy places the organism in Eukaryota, Fungi, Basidiomycota, Ustilaginomycetes, Ustilaginales, Ustilaginaceae. Gene Ontology annotation, molecular function: ubiquitin conjugating enzyme activity. The record is from RefSeq and is a predicted model, not a curated record.
AUGGUCGGAUCCACGACCCUGUUCGACGUCGUCACUGGGCAGCUGCAGGACCACACGAGCACCGUCCAUCAGUUUGUGCGUCCGUCGAGCUCGCGUAUUCGCGAUCAAGGAACAUAUGCUCGCCUAAUGCUGGAUCGCUCAGUCGCUGCUGUGACAAGAUGUCCUCGACCCACCGAUCUGAGCUCUUCCAAAGUCUACCUACUGCCAACUGCCCAGCACUUCUAUCACCCAAGCCAACCAUCUAGCCCUAGAUACUCCAUCGCCCACCAUGAUCGCUUCCGCCGUCCGUCUGUCCGCCACUCUUGGCCGCCAGCCCGCUGCUGCCGCUGUCGCUUCCUCCGCUACAACCGCUGGUCUCAAGACCUCGGCUGCUACCGCUGUCAAGGCCACCACUACCCUGCGCAACCUCGACGGCCGUCUCUGGUCCAAGAACAGAAAAUGGCUAUGAAGAGAAUCAACAAGGAGCUCGCCGACCUCGGUCGCGACCCACCUUCAUCUUGCAGCGCUGGUCCUACCGGUGACAACAUGUUCCAAUGGCAGGCGACAAUCAUGGGCCCUGGUGACUCCCCUUACGCAGGCGGUGUCUUCUUCCUCUCGAUCACUUUCCCCACCGACUACCCCUUCAAGCCCCCCAAAGUCUCGUUCUCCACCAAGAUCUACCACCCCAACAUCAACAGCAACGGCAGCAUCUGUCUCGACAUUCUCAGGGACCAGUGGUCUCCAGCUCUCACCAUCUCCAAGGUAUUGCUCUCGAUCUGCUCGAUGCUCACCGACCCAAAUCCCGAUGACCCGCUCGUUCCCGAGAUCGCCAACUUGUACAAGACGGAUCGUCAGCGAUACGAGAGCACCGCGCGUGAAUGGACUCGAAAGUACGCCAUGUAA